AUGUCAUGCCAAAGUACUGUAGAAAAGAAAAUUGAGAAAUUUGAUCCGAUUUAUCAUAGUCGAUUAGUUAACAUGGUCGUUAACCGUAUUCUUAAACACGGAAAAAAAUCAUUAGCUUAUCGAAUUUUUUAUCAAUCUCUAAAAAAGAUUCAACAAAAAAAAGAGAAAAAUCCACUAAUUGUUCUACGUCAAGCAAUACAAAAAUUAACUCCCAAAUUGAUAGUAAAAUCAAGACGUGUAAGUGGAUCCACUUAUCAAGUUCCCAUUGAAAUAAAAAAGAAAGAAGGAAAAAUACUUGCUAUUCGUUGGUUAUUAGAAUCAUCCAGAAAACGUUCUGGUCGAAAUAUGCAUUUCAAAUUGAGUUACGAAAUAAUGGAUGCUGCCAGAGAGAAAGGCAAUGCUAUACGCAAGAAGGAGGAGAUUCAUAAAAUGGCAGAAUCCAAUAAAGCUUUUGCGCAUUACCAUUAACCCACUAACUAUAUAAAUAGAUCCACAGAUUUGUUGCAUUCUGGCCA
Messenger RNA from Cryptomeria japonica (Japanese cedar), 515 nucleotides. Its product is annotated as small ribosomal subunit protein uS7c-like. Gene Ontology annotation, molecular function: structural constituent of ribosome; rRNA binding; mRNA binding. The coding region runs from base 1 to 468 and encodes 155 amino acids. Gene Ontology annotation, biological process: translation; ribosomal small subunit assembly. The transcript has a single exon. The record is from RefSeq and is a predicted model, not a curated record. NCBI's taxonomy places the organism in Eukaryota, Viridiplantae, Streptophyta, Pinopsida, Cupressales, Cupressaceae. Gene Ontology annotation, cellular component: ribosome; small ribosomal subunit.